AUGGCGGUCCUGGAUUAUCUCGAAUUCAUCAUUGGCCGGCUGCUGUACCUAAUCCGUGGCCAUGAUUCGCACCAGAUCAUUCAUUGCCUGGCUUUCAAAGGCGUUCCAGAGCCAAACAUGACCCUCGAAGCACCUGAGGUAGGACCCUCGGGCUCCAAGCUCCCUCUCCCAUGUACCUGCAAGGCCGAUGAUGGCAAGGGCUGUCUUCCUGUGCUGCACUGGACCGGUCCAAACUGUCAUGAGGAAGUCCGGGAGUAUGUACUCCUCUGUGAAGACCUCGAUCCGCCGAUCCCAUUCCUCGUCUUCCACCAUGGUCUCCUCUGGGCAAUUCCCGCCUCGACGACCAAGGCCCAAGCGACUGAUGUCCAGCCGGACGAACACGCCAGGAUCUCCCGCCUAACAGUUGCCGGUUGGCGCUUUGUACCGAACUUGCUUGGAUUGCCUUAUGUUGGCGCCGGUGCACCCCUCGGUCAUGGAAAACAUCGCUACGUCUUCACCAUUAUUGCUCUAAAUGAGUCGCUGAAGUUCAAGGCUCCCGAGAAGGCAAGCAAGAAGGAUAUCAAGCGCGCUAUGGUGGGCAAGGUUGUCGGCUGGGCCCAGUGGACUGGCGUCUUUGAAAAGCCCUGGCCCAACUAG
Messenger RNA from Penicillium vulpinum, 636 nucleotides. Its product is annotated as YbhB/YbcL family Raf kinase inhibitor-like protein. NCBI's taxonomy places the organism in Eukaryota, Fungi, Ascomycota, Eurotiomycetes, Eurotiales, Aspergillaceae. Bases 1 to 636 code for a protein of 211 amino acids. The record is from RefSeq and is a predicted model, not a curated record. The transcript has a single exon.